Molecule: messenger RNA, 671 nt
Organism: Dermochelys coriacea (leatherback sea turtle)
Lineage: Eukaryota; Metazoa; Chordata; Testudines; Dermochelyidae
Gene: SMIM8
Product: small integral membrane protein 8
Exons: 3
Coding region: 16-459 (147 amino acids)
Source: RefSeq, a predicted model, not a curated record
GGCACGGGCCGCGCGAUGCCCCUGGUCUCGUGGCUCCGGCCGGGCUGGGCCCGCGAGCCGGGGGGCGGGGGAAAGGCGGGACGCCGGGCGGGGCGGCGCCAGGCUCCCGAGCGGCCGGAGGCUCCUCGGCGGCGGCGGCGAGGUAACAAUUCAUCAUUAAUCAAGAUGUCCUCAGCACCUGAGCCCCCAAACAUUAAAAAAGAAGCACCCAAAGAGAAAGACAGUCGAAUUCCAGGACUCAGGGGUGUUCGUACAACCACCCUGUUCCGAGCUGUGAAUCCAGAGCUUUUCAUUAAACCUAACAAACCUGUUAUGGCCUUUGGACUCAUAACAGUUACCCUGUGUGUGGCCUACAUUGGUUAUUUGCAUGCAACACAAGAGAAUAAAAAGGAUCUCUAUGAAGCUGUUGACAGUGAAGGAGCCAGGUAUAUGAGGAGGAAGACUUCCAAGUGGGAUUAAAGAAGCUGCUUAAUAACCGAGAAAGAGAGAGGAGUAAUUGGCAAUUUAGGCAUCUGAAUUGUUAAUGUUAAAUUAGGUGUCUGCUAACUUUUCUAUGCAAUUCUUGAAAUGAUGUUUGUAAAAUUUAAUCCAAUUUCCUUCCAUUUUACAAUGCCAUGCCUGUACCUAUAAACUUUACAGAAGACAUACAAAGUAAUAAAGUGUUAAGAACA